Messenger RNA from Dibothriocephalus latus, 630 nucleotides. Lineage: Eukaryota; Metazoa; Platyhelminthes; Cestoda; Diphyllobothriidea; Diphyllobothriidae. The record is from the annotation of a GenBank genome assembly.
AACACUGAUGGUGAAGCCGUUGGGUACAACCGGUCAGUCGACGAACAAGGGGCCGGCGACCAGAAGAACCGAAUGCCCGACCCUCCAGUCCCUCCACGUUCCGCCAAGGCUGCUGAGGACGGAGAUGGUGCCACUUCCGAGGACGCCACAGAGGACGGCGAUGAUGAACGAGAUGAAGAAGGGGAUGAUGAGGAGGACGAAUCCGAGAGACAUGAAAGACCUGUCCUUCAGAGGCGACAUACUCUGGGACCAGCAAUGGACCGAUCGAUACUGUAUCCGAAUCAGGUACUGCCUCCUCCCGUGUACGCCAAUUUUGACCAAUUGCAGAAGGCCGCCGCGCAGCGUCUGGGGACGGAAAACAGAAUGGGCGAUCAAUCUACUGCGUCAGAGACACCAAUGGCCACGACCAACACUUCAAGCAAACCCCGCACGCCGACGCGAAAGUACUCCCAGCCCUCGCCGAAGGUAUCUUCCCCCGGGCUUUCCUUACUGCGUAACCUAUCAAUCAAUGGCAGUGGUGAACCUACUGCUUCUUCUAGUGACAUGACCGGCUUAGAUGGAGGUCCAAUGGAGGAGGGCGGCGCCGGUGAGGGUCUCAGUGACCUGAUUUCUAUUUCAAAGUCUAUCUAG